AUGGUGGAUCUUGACAGGACACCCAGCCCAGAGUUCUCUCCCUGGGCCAUGGGAGAGGACUUUGCGCCCUUGCCCGAGUACAAGGUCGCCACUGAUACAGUCCUCGAUUUUGGCGGCCUGCUCCCCGCGCCGUUGAAGCUACAUGAAGAUCUAUCCUCAGGAUGUGGCGGCCAACUCUGGCCGGCCGGCAUGGUGCUUGCCAAGCACUUGCUCCGAUACCACCAGAAGGACCUGCAAGAGGCAAGGAUACUCGAGCUCGGUGCGGGUGGCGGUCUCGUAGGCCUGUCGGUAGCCCUGGGGUCCAAACUCCAGAAUCCCUUGUACAUCACCGAUCAGGAGGAGAUGUUCGCUCUCAUGGGCCACAACAUCGAACUAAACAACCUGCAGGGCCGGGUCGAGGCCAGACUGCUCAACUGGGGUGAACCAUUGUCGCAGGAGAUUGUGGACUUCAAACCGGAUGUCAUCUUGGCUGCUGACUGCGUCUACUUUGAACCUGCCUUUCCACUACUGCUUGCCACGUUGACAGAGUUGUUGACGCUGUGCCCAUCGACUACCAUCUACUUUUGUUUCAAGAAGAGGCGUCGAGCCGACAUGCAGUUCUUGAAGAAGGCACAGAAGACCUUUCAUGUUGUGGAGGUUGAGGAUGAGGACAGGCCCAUCUUCAGUCGUCAAGGCCUUUUCCUUUACACCUUCACCAAGAAGCAAUAA
This is a messenger RNA of Thyridium curvatum, 708 nucleotides long. RefSeq lists its product as uncharacterized. NCBI's taxonomy places the organism in Eukaryota, Fungi, Ascomycota, Sordariomycetes, Thyridiales, Thyridiaceae. The record is from RefSeq and is a predicted model, not a curated record. The coding region runs from base 1 to 708 and encodes 235 amino acids. The transcript is spliced from 3 exons.